Molecule: messenger RNA, 573 nt
Organism: Plasmodium gonderi
Lineage: Eukaryota; Apicomplexa; Aconoidasida; Haemosporida; Plasmodiidae
Product: 40S ribosomal protein S9
Exons: 3
Coding region: 1-573 (190 amino acids)
Biological process (GO): positive regulation of translational fidelity; translation
Cellular component (GO): cytosolic small ribosomal subunit
Molecular function (GO): structural constituent of ribosome; rRNA binding
Source: RefSeq, a predicted model, not a curated record
AUGCCGAAGAGUUACAGGAAUUACUCAAAAACAGCUAGGAACCCAAAGCGACCCUUUGAAAAGGAACGUUUAGAUCAAGAAUUGAAGCUAAUUGGUGAAUAUGGACUUAAGAACAAGAGAGAAAUAUGGAGAGUUCAAUACCUAUUAGCAAAAAUACGAUCAGCAGCUAGAUACCUAUUAACCUUAGAUGAAAAAAGCUCAAAGAGAAUAUUUCAGGGAGAGGCAUUACUAAGACGUAUGGUGCGCCAAGGUUUAUUGGGAGAAAAUGAAGAAAAGUUAGAUUAUGUAUUAGGUUUAACUUUACCUAAAUUGUUAGAACGUAGAUUGCAGACAAAGGUUUUUAAAUUAGGACUAGCCAAAUCUGUACAUCAUGCCAGAGUACUAAUACGACAAAGACAUAUUAGAGUUGGAAAACAGAUGGUAGAUAUUCCUUCUUUCUUAGUUCGUGUGGAUUCUGAGAAACAUAUUGAUUUCUCAACAACUUCUCCCUUUGGAGGUUCUAGACCAGGAAGAGUCAAGAGAAAGACCUUAAAGAACCAGAAGGAAAAGAAUGAUAAUGAGGAAAAUAACUGA